GGCAUCGUCACCCACCGGGUCCUCCACAAGUGAGCAUGAAGGAGGGCGGCGACGCCAAUCCCGCAUUUCUGGACGCAAGCAUGCGGAGGAAGCACCGACAAAGACGCGAGGGAGCCGUUAUUCACGACUCGGAGAGGGCGAGGAGAAUGGGCGAGCAAGUUUCACUACGCGUCAUCAGAGUACUUGUAGGCAACGGGAAUGUAGAUACCGGGAUUCUUUGUACUCGUUUCCU
Molecule: messenger RNA, 232 nt
Organism: Amoebophrya sp. A25
Lineage: Eukaryota; Dinophyceae; Syndiniales; Amoebophryaceae
Source: the annotation of a GenBank genome assembly